Balaenoptera musculus (blue whale) is the source of this 764-nucleotide messenger RNA. Its product is annotated as histone H2B type F-M-like. NCBI's taxonomy places the organism in Eukaryota, Metazoa, Chordata, Mammalia, Artiodactyla, Balaenopteridae. Gene Ontology annotation, molecular function: protein heterodimerization activity; DNA binding; structural constituent of chromatin. Gene Ontology annotation, cellular component: nucleosome. The transcript has a single exon. Gene Ontology annotation, biological process: nucleosome assembly. The annotation marks the transcript as partial. The record is from RefSeq and is a predicted model, not a curated record.
CGCCGCCGCUGCAGCCGCCGCCGCCUCUCUGACGGCUUCGACAGCUUUGCCACCUAUUUCGGAAGGGUGCUGCAGCGGGUCCAGGAGGGCCUGAGCCUCUCGCAGGAGGCCGUGAACGUCAUGGAUUCGUUCGUGAAGGACAUCUUUGAGCGAAUCGCCGACGAGGCGGCGCGCCUGGUCCGCUCCAGCAAGCGCUCCACCCUCACCUCCAGAGACAUGCAGACCUCCGUGCGCCUGCUGCUGCCUGGGAAGAGGGGCAAGCACGCCAUAUCCAGCGCCACCAAGGCAGUCAUUCGGUACAUAACCGGCAAAUGAGCUGCCUCCGGACCACCUGAGCAUCGCAGACCAAAGGAUCUUUUCAGAGCCUCCUCAGUUUUCUUAAUAAGAACUGUAUUCUGAUAAACUUUGAUCGACUUUAUUUUUUAAAGUGUGUCAUCCUGCUAAUUUCUAAACAUCUUUUUUACAAAGAACUAAAUAUUAUCAACUACAUUUUAAUAUAUCUAUGGUCUAAUUUGCUCAAAAUGAAAUAGUGAGUUUUGUUCAAUAAUGUUGCAUUAUACCACUUUACUAAAGAGUGAGUUCUUUUAUCUUUCUAGGUCAACCUUUCACAGGGUCUGUAAGAUAAAGUUAUUUACCUUUUUCACUCUCAUUUUCUCAUGAAUGUAUGGCAAAAUUUUCCAGAGAUUCAUUAUGUACCGUAAUGACAACAAAUUAAGUGCAGGAACAUGUAUAAGAAUUCAACAGACAUAUUAGAAGAGAUAUUA